This is a messenger RNA of Penicillium manginii, 1854 nucleotides long. Its product is annotated as putative YT521-B-like splicing factor. Bases 1 to 1854 code for a protein of 617 amino acids. The record is from RefSeq and is a predicted model, not a curated record. Gene Ontology annotation, cellular component: nucleoplasm. The transcript is spliced from 3 exons. Gene Ontology annotation, molecular function: N6-methyladenosine-containing RNA reader activity; mRNA binding. Gene Ontology annotation, biological process: mRNA splicing, via spliceosome; regulation of alternative mRNA splicing, via spliceosome. NCBI's taxonomy places the organism in Eukaryota, Fungi, Ascomycota, Eurotiomycetes, Eurotiales, Aspergillaceae.
AUGUUUCGAGGCGAACUUCAACACCAGGUAUGUCUCUGCUCUUCGGAUCUAUCCAAGCAAGUCCUCAAAAAGGCAGAAGAGAAGCACACACUUACUCGGAUUCUUCCACUUGCGAUAGGAAACACAAAGACUAGCCAACCCGCCCAACCAGCACCAGCACCAACACCGACACCCAUCAACUACUCAUCAAGCCCAUCGGGCUACCCACCCCAUGGUCGAUAUGCACCUCCGUCUUCUAUGAACAUGGCCAACAUGGCUUAUGCUCUACCUGGCCAUCAAUCGACUGGUUUGCCGUUCGAACAACAGCACCACCUGCAUCACUACCCCGCCACCCACGCCCAGGGGAUGAUGUACCCUAUGCAAUCAAUGGGACAUUAUCCCGGUCAACACCCAACCGGUGCUGUCCCUUACGGUAUCCCAUAUGCUCCAAACUUUCCUCCAUACGCCAUGCCUCAACAUCCGGGAGCCGCUCAACACGGGGGGUCAUUACCCUUCGUUCGUCCCCAACCCAUCGUUGCAGAAUAUGACUGGGCAUUCCCCUUCAUAUGGGCCAGGUUACUACCACCCGGGCUACAAUGUACCCUACGGGCCUGGGGCCCUUCCCGUGGCGGCUCCAAUGCGGCAACCGCCUCGUCAGGGCUCAACCUCGGCCUCUCGGGGAUCAUCUUCCACAAGUCCUUCCAAGCGGGAUGUGGACAGGCGGACAGCGGAGGAAUACGAUGUUUCGAAAACCAUCACGCAACCCCUUUAUCCUACACAGCACCUUCAUCGCCAAAUCCGCCCCGAGGACCCCCGCGAAAGCCCAAGCAAUCUGGCCAUGCUCUCUGGGUCGGAAACCUACCGCCAGGCGCGAGUGUAAUCGAUCUGAAAGACCAUUUCUCGCAAGACGCCACCGACGAUAUCGAAAGUGUGUUCUUGAUCUCUAAGAGUAAUUGCGCGUUUGUCAAUUAUAGAUCUGCUCUUGCUUGUGCGGAUGCUUUGGCGAGAUUUCAUGAUUCACGCUUCCAUGGCGUGCGUCUUGUCUGUCGGUUACGGAAGGGGUUUACGGCUCCUGGGUCUGGAUCUGGGUCGGCAUCGAUGGGGCUUAGUGGUUUGGGAUCACGACUUCGAACUGAGGAGACUCUCGACCCUCCAUCUAGCGGCGAGGCUAUAAAUACAGACCCGGAAACGGGACCGGGUCCCACCCAUCCAACUCAGGAUGGGAACGCCCGAUCUAUCGACCGAUAUUUCAUCGUCAAGAGUUUGACCGUGGACGAUCUUGAACUCAGCAAGCAGAGUGGUAUCUGGGCAACUCAGACUCACAACGAGACCAGUCUGAACCAAGCCUUCGAAACUACAGAGCACGUCUACCUAAUCUUCUCCGCAAACAAAUCAGGCGAAUACUUCGGCUACGCCCGAAUGCUAUCACCAAUCAGCGACGACGAAGACCUAGCCCUAGAAAUGCCGCCACGACCAGACCCAGUACCAGGCUCCGCCCCGAUCCCCGAAGAACUCGAAAUGACCCUCACGCCCGCAACAUCGAACGCGCCCAAGGGCCGCAUUAUCGACGACUCGGCCCGCGGCACGAUCUUCUGGGAAGUCGAGUCUCUCGAAGACGAGACGGACGAUGCGCGCAGCGAGCGCAGUGUUGAGGGAUUACUUUGUCUCGAGGACGGCGAGGCGGAGGGUCAAUCUUUUGGCAAGCCGUUUCGCAUUCAGUGGUUGUCGACUGAGCGGGUGCCGUUUCAUCGGACGAGGGGAUUGCGGAACCCGUGGAAUGCGAAUCGUGAGGUCAAGAUUGCGCGGGAUGGGACCGAGAUCGAGCCGAGUGUCGGCCGGAAACUUAUUCAGUUGUUUCACUUGUCGCUUUCUUGA